This is a messenger RNA of Lotus japonicus, 943 nucleotides long. RefSeq names its product vacuolar protein sorting-associated protein 29-like. Gene Ontology annotation, biological process: retrograde transport, endosome to Golgi; intracellular protein transport. Gene Ontology annotation, cellular component: retromer complex; endosome. Bases 338 to 628 code for a protein of 96 amino acids. NCBI's taxonomy places the organism in Eukaryota, Viridiplantae, Streptophyta, Magnoliopsida, Fabales, Fabaceae. The record is from RefSeq and is a predicted model, not a curated record. The transcript has 2 exons.
UUAUUAUCCUCAACCCUAGCUAGAAGCCUUUGUUUGCAGAGAGAGAACAGUACACGAUCUUGGUCUAUGGCACUCAACCGCCUCUGUUCGAUCAAUUCCAGACAUGCUUUUCUAAAUCAGAUAAUCGAGAAUCUCUCCAGCGGCGUUGACAACCGAGAUCAUCAUGGUUAUGGGCUUCUCCGAGCUUGAUGAGGGGCGGAGGAACUGAAGGAGUUGAAAAGGAUGGAGUUAAGUUACAACUGCAACCCCACCUACCUGUCGAAGCUCAACACCUUCAAGGAGAAGGGAAGAGAGGGGAAUUCAUACAUGAAAAGAUACAAUAUCAGGAAAAAGUCCCAUGAGUCUUGCUAUCAUGGUUAUUCCGUGGGGAGACCUAGACUCACUGGCAAUGCUACGGAGGCAGCUUGAUGUAGACAUCCUAGUUACAGGUCACACCCAUCAGUUUACAGCUUACAAACAUGUGGGCGGCAUGGUGAUAAAUCCAGGUUCUGCAACAGGUGCUUACAGCAGCAUGAUGGACAUUGAUGGCCUCCAUCUCGUGGUUUAUGUAUAUGAACUUAUUGAUGGAGAGGUUAAGGUUGAUAAGAUUGAUUUCAAGAAAACAUCCACAAGCCACUCUGCGCAUUAAACACAUUUAUUUUGGUGAUAGUCACUUUAAUCUUUCUUUUUCUUAUUUGAUUGUUUAGUUUUUUUUCUUCUCUUUAAACUUUUUAAGGGUGUCUUGUUUUUUAGUUUUAUAUUGCUUUGGAUAGUGUAUUUGGCCAUAUCAUAGGGCAGUCUUAGGAUUAUAUCAAUUUGUGAUCUAUUCGAAACUUAUAUGACUGAUUAGCAAUGGCUUUGUGUACUCUUUGUUAUCAGUGAUUUGCACAAGGGAAGAGAUAGAGGAAAAAAAAUCGUUAGCUUAUAACGAAAUGCGAUGUGGUAAUUUAUAUUUGUGUAAACA